Molecule: messenger RNA, 3689 nt
Organism: Melopsittacus undulatus (budgerigar)
Lineage: Eukaryota; Metazoa; Chordata; Aves; Psittaciformes; Psittaculidae
Gene: MYBPC1
Product: myosin binding protein C1
Exons: 31
Coding region: 93-3689 (1198 amino acids)
Molecular function (GO): protein binding
Source: RefSeq, a predicted model, not a curated record
CUGAUCUGCAUACUCUCUCAGCUGGACUUGGGGCUACUACUUACUGCAUCUGAAAGGCUGAAAUUCACUGGGAAUAAAGAAUUCUUGUAACAAUGCCGGAACCCACCAAAAAAGAUGAGACUGAAACAGAAAGUGCACCACCACCUCCAGAACAAAAAACACCACAGGAUGGUGGAACUGGAAAGGAUAAAGUAUGGUCUAUUGGAGAAGGAGCUCCAGAAGAAUCAGAAAAACGUGAUGAUUCCCAAAUGUCCACUCUAUUUGUGGAAAAACCUCAGAGCGGUUCAGUGAGUGUUGGUGGGAAUAUUACAUUUAUAGCCAGAGUAGAAGCCAAAGAUCUUCUCCGAAAGCCAAAUGUGAAGUGGUUCAAAGGAAAAUGGAUGGAUCUGGCCAGUAAAGCAGGGAAGCACCUGCAGCUGAAAGAGUCCUUUGAGCGUCACACUAAGAUUCACACAUUUGAGAUGCAUAUCAUUAAAGCUAAAGAAAACUACGCAGGGAACUAUCGCUGUGAAGUGUCUUAUAAGGACAAGUUUGAUAGUUGCUCUUUUGACCUUGAAGUUACUGAAUCUUCCCAGGCUGCCCAAUCCAUUGACAUCAGAUCUGCUUUCAAAAGAAGCGGUGAAGGACAAGAAGAUGCAGGAGAACUUGACUUUAGUGGUCUCCUGAAACGUAGAGAGGUUAAACAGCAAGAGGAAGAGCCUGAGAUAGAUGUGUGGGAGCUCCUGAAGAACGCUAAUCCCAGUGAAUAUGAGAAGAUUGCUUUUCAGUAUGGUAUCACUGACCUGAGAGGCAUGUUAAAGCGUCUGAAGCGCAUGCGCAGGGAAGUGAAGAAGAGUGCAGCUUUUGCCAAAGGUCUUGAUCCUGCAUAUCAGGUGGACAAAGGAGGUAAAGUAAGGUUCAUGGUAGAGCUCGCAGAUCCAACAGUGGAACUCAAGUGGUAUAAAAAUGGCCAAGAAAUACGACCAAGUGCAAAAUACAUUUUUGAGCACAAGGGUAACCAGAGAAUUUUAUUCAUCAAUAAUUGUACCAUGGCAGACGAUGCUCGCUACUACGUAACAGCUGGUGAUGAGAAAUGCUCCACAGAACUGUUUGUGAGAGAUCCUCCGAUUUUGGUGACCAAAGGUCUGGAGGAUACCAGUACCUAUGUUGGUGAACGAGUAGAACUGAGCUGUGAAGUGUCUGAGGAAAACGCAAACGUGAAAUGGUUUAGAAAUGGUGUAGAAAUUAGCGAUGAUCCUAAUUCUCGGUAUCGAAUCAAGGUUGAGGGCAAAAAACACACUUUGGUCAUAGAGGAAGCUGCGAAAAAUGACAAUGCAACUUACUCAGUAAUGACAACUGGAGGCCAAUCAGAAGCUAAGCUUUCAGUUGAUUUGCGACCACUGAAGAUAUCACUUGCACUCGAAGACCAGACUGUGAGGCUUGGACAGGAAAUCCACCUGAAGUGUGAGAUAUCUGAGAACGUGGAAGGAAAAUGGUACAAAAAUGGGCAACUGGUUGAAGCUAGUGACCGUGUAAAGCUUUAUCACAAAGGAAGAAUCCACAGAUUUGUUAUAGCAAGUGCUGCUGUUGAUGAUGAGGGUGAAUACAUGUUUGUACCAGAUGCCUAUAAUAUUAAUAUUCCAUGCAAAGUACAUGUUGUGGAUCCUCCUAAACUCCACCUGGAUGGUCUCGGGGAAAAUAACACCGUGACAGUAGUGGCAGGAAGCAAAUUAAGACUUGAGAUCCCAAUCACUGGAGAGCCAACUCCAAAAGUCGUGUGGAGUAGAGGAGACAAGGGGAUCACAGACAGUGGAAGAAUACGGGCAGAAACAUACCCAGACAGCAGCUGUCUGGUCAUUGAUGCAGCUGAGAGGGAAGAUUCAGGUCCUUUCAGAAUAACAUUAAAGAAUGAAGCUGGGGAAGACACAGCUCUAAUCAACAUUAAAGUGGUUGAUGUACCUGAUCCUCCUCAGGCACCAAAUGUGACUGAGGUGGGUGAAGACUGGUGUGUUAUGACCUGGGAACCUCCGGCAAAUGAUGGUGGAUCUCCCAUCUUAGGAUAUUUCAUUGAAAGGAAAAAGAAGCAAAGCUCCAGGUGGAUGAGGUUGAAUUUUGAACUGAUAAAAGAAACAACUUUUGAGCCGAAGAAGAUGAUUGAAGGUGUUGCUUAUGAGGUCCGUGUAUUUGCUGUUAAUGCAAUAGGCACUUCCAAACCAAGUAUGCCUUCAAAGUCCUUUGUUCCUUUGGCUGUUACUAGCCCACCAACUCUGCUGGCAGUGGAUGGAGUGACUGAUACCUCAGUUACAAUGAAAUGGAGGCCACCAGACCACAUUGGAGCAGCAGGGUUAGACGGCUAUGUUGUAGAGUACUGCUUUGAAGGAAGUAUUAGAUGCUUUCAGUUUAAGGCAGAGACUGAUCAGUCAGAAAACUCCAAGCAGCAGGUGUUUGCACAGGCUUUUUUCAAUGGAUUCUCACAAGGUAUAUCGACAGAUCUGUCUGAGGAAUUGUUGGAGCCACCUUUUAACGUGGAAGCUGAUGAAUGGAUCGUGGCUAACCCGGAGCUGACAGACAAAACGAAAUUUACUAUCAAUGGCCUGCCAACUGGCUCAAAAAUCCUUGUGAGAGUAAAAGCUGUGAAUGCUGCUGGUGAAAGUGAGCCUAGGUACCACCCACAGCCUAUUUUAGUCAAGGAAGUGAUAGAACCUCCAAAGAUUCGUCUACCAAGACACUUAAAGCAAACCUAUACUCGAAGAGUUGGAGAAACUGUGAAUCUUGUUAUUCCUUUCCAGGGAAGACCAAGGGCAAAAGUAUCAUGGGAGAAAAAUGGUUCUCCAAUUGACAAGAACCAAAUCAACAUCCGCAACACUGAAAAUGACACCAUCAUCUUUAUCCGAAAGGCAGAAAGGUGCCACUCUGGAGAAUACGACAUGAAAGUGGAAGUAGAGAACUUGGUGGACAAAGCUACGAUAGAUAUUCAGAUAGUUGAUCGGCCAGGCCCACCAGAGAUUGUAACUAUUGAUGAUGUCUGGGGAGAGAAUGUAAAUUUGUCAUGGAAGCCACCGAAAGACGAUGGCAAUGCUGCCAUUACUGGCUACACUAUUCAAAAAGCAGAUAAGAAGAGUAUGGAAUGGUUCACAGUAAUGGAGCACUACCACCGCACCAGUGCCACCAUUAAUGAGCUCAUCAUAGGAAAUGAGUACUACUUCCGUGUCUUCGCUGAGAACAUGUGUGGCCUCAGUGAGGAUGCAACAAUGACCAAAGAGAGCGCUUUGAUUGCAAAGGAUGGUAAAGUCUACAAAUACCCAGUUUACGACGAUUUUGACUUCACUGAACGACCAAUGUUUACUCAGCCUCUUGUCAACACAUUUGCUGUAGCUGGUUACAACGCUACUUUGAACUGCAGUGUUCGGGGCAACCCCAAGCCCAAAAUAACCUGGCUGAAAAAUAAAGUCAUUAUAAUGAAUGACCCAAGGUACCGAAUGUUCAGCAACCAAGGUGUCUGUACCUUGGAGAUCCGCAAACCCAGUCCCUAUGACGGAGGUACUUACACCUGCCGAGCAGCCAAUACACUUGGAGAAGCAGAAGUUGAGUGCAAACUGGAAGUAAAAGGUGGGCUUUCAUUCUUCAGACUCCUGAUGGAUGGCGUGCCUCCCCAUAUCAUUGAUUCAUACAUGCGUGAAGUACAGGCAGACAAAACUGAGGGGAAGUGA